AUGUCGCGAGUGACACUGGGAAGCCAAGCUGUGGUGGGGAAGCUGGAGCGCCGCUUUGCCUCUGCAAGCGAAGCAUACGCUGCGCGCCGCACAUGGAAGAACCCAAAGGCAAAGAAGGCCUUCCUCUACCACAUGCAACAGGUAUCAAGGGAGGCCUUCCAGUUGUUGCGAUCCAACGUCGCCGUUGGUGGCUCACCUUGGGACUACACCCUCAAAGAUGACGACACGGCGCCGCGUGAUCGCGACCUCUCUGCACAGCUCAAGGCGAUCCAGCUGGAGGUGUACGAGCUCAUCUCCCGCGUCACCCAGCACCGCGCACAAACCCCGCAAGCCAUCGACGCAAAGCUGGCGGAGUGCCCGCCGCUGGAAGUGCCAACUGCUGAGGCCAUUGCCAAGGCAGACGAGACAGCAUCUGCUCCAACAGCAGCAGGCGACACAGCAGCGCCAUCAGAAGCAACGCGAGAGCUGCUCGAUCGGCUGGCAAAGGCAAUGGACGAGAUUGCGGAGCUGAGUCGCACCCUGCCACAGCGCAAAGCGCAGCUGCACACCCUUGCCCGCGCGCUGGAGAUCCAGACGAACAACCUGAUGUUGCCGGACGAGAGUGAGGAAGAAGGCUCGGCACAAUCGCAGCAACAAGAAGCAGCCCCUGCCACGACUUGA
This is a messenger RNA of Salpingoeca rosetta, 660 nucleotides long. RefSeq lists its product as uncharacterized. Bases 1 to 660 code for a protein of 219 amino acids. NCBI's taxonomy places the organism in Eukaryota, Choanoflagellata, Craspedida, Salpingoecidae. The record is from RefSeq and is a predicted model, not a curated record. The transcript has 5 exons.